Molecule: messenger RNA, 648 nt
Organism: Cantharellus anzutake
Lineage: Eukaryota; Fungi; Basidiomycota; Agaricomycetes; Cantharellales; Hydnaceae
Exons: 3
Coding region: 1-648 (215 amino acids)
Source: RefSeq, a predicted model, not a curated record
AUGGUCACAACAAGAGGAAUGCGACAGGCAGUGGAUGUGCCACCACUGAGCGAAUCUGAUCCCACCGCCACUCAUGCAGUAGUGACUGUGGCUAAGCCCAUGGUGAAUCAGAAACAAUGUGGUAGGCAUCAAAAAGUGGCUUCAGAAAUGCCACCGCCUGAGAUCGUCAACCCCCUUCCUGUGGGCCUGGCAGUUGAGGAACCAGAGGAACCAAGUGAGCCCCAGGUUGUUUCCUCAGUUCCUGCCCUUGUUUUCCCCAUUCUUGCCCCCAUUUCUCCUAUUCUCACCUCUGCCACUGACCCUCCUGUCAUGAGGAAGACCAGAAAGUUGCACACUAAAGCCAAGGCAAUUGAGGCUGACCAAACAGAGCAGAUCAGCAUUCCAGAUGGUCCUGCCACUUUGGGCACAGUUAACCCAAAAGAAAUUAUAAAUGUCAAGCACAAGAACAAAAAGCUGCAAGUUGCAGCAAAAGUUUCCACAGUCAUUCCUGACUCCGACUAUGCGAUGAUGAAUGAACUUGAAGAUCUGUCUAGUGAUGAAUCUGAGAUCACUGGUGCACUGGGUGCAGACGAUGCUCCAGUGCUAGUCCAAGAGGAGGCAGUUGAAGACUUCAAAGUUGAGACUAAUGAUGUCAUCAAACUUCUUUGA